Molecule: messenger RNA, 662 nt
Organism: Suillus paluster
Lineage: Eukaryota; Fungi; Basidiomycota; Agaricomycetes; Boletales; Suillaceae
Exons: 4
Coding region: 95-433 (112 amino acids)
Molecular function (GO): oxidoreductase activity, acting on paired donors, with incorporation or reduction of molecular oxygen; iron ion binding; monooxygenase activity
Source: RefSeq, a predicted model, not a curated record
GGGAUGGGCAUAUGACCAUUUAAAUCGCCAUGAGAUAAAACGAGGUGUAAUACGUAUCCUCCCCGUCAGGCUCUCUUCCCUGCUAUCAUAAAGCAUGAAAUCGGCGUCACCCUUGGUUGAUUUUUCAAUCUUUUUUCUUACUCUCCUCACAUUGACAUGUUUUCUUCUACACACAUACGGUCGUGUUUCCGUGAGAAGACGUCUACCACCUGGUCCUCCCACAGGUUGGUUUGGGAAUUUCAGUUUGCCAACCAGCUAUCAGUGGCUUCAUUAUGCGAAGUGGAAAGAAUCAUACGGCGACCUCAUCUAUGUCUACAUUCUGGGUAACCCUAUCAUUGUCAUCAACUCUGCACAGGUGGCAGAGGACCUUUUUGAGAAGCGGAGUAGAAAUUAUUCUUCCAGGCCCAUCAGAACUAUGGUAGUCGAACUGUAAGUGCCACUGUGAAUUGAUUGCUGAUGCGUGUCUGAGAGCCGCUAGAAUGGGAUGGGAUUGGCUCUUUUCGUCAAUGCCGUAUGGGAGCAGGUGGAAACAACAUCGCUCUUCCAUCGUCACUUUCGCAGGCUACUGACGUCCAACUAUCACCCAGUCGUAGUAAAGGAGACCUUAUACAACUCUUCGAAAUUUGGCCAAUACACCGGAUGAUUUUGCUCACCACUUGCGC